Alternaria rosae is the source of this 1983-nucleotide messenger RNA. RefSeq lists its product as uncharacterized. Gene Ontology annotation, biological process: DNA-templated transcription; regulation of transcription by RNA polymerase II. NCBI's taxonomy places the organism in Eukaryota, Fungi, Ascomycota, Dothideomycetes, Pleosporales, Pleosporaceae. The record is from RefSeq and is a predicted model, not a curated record. The coding region runs from base 36 to 1931 and encodes 631 amino acids. Gene Ontology annotation, molecular function: RNA polymerase II cis-regulatory region sequence-specific DNA binding; DNA-binding transcription factor activity, RNA polymerase II-specific; zinc ion binding. Gene Ontology annotation, cellular component: chromatin. The transcript has 5 exons.
CGUGGGUUCAUGUGCGAGAUGCAGACGCGCACUACAUGCCUCCCGCAAUCCACACAAAGCAUCAAUGCGCGGUAUGCAACAAGGUCUACUCCACCAAUAGCCAUCUUCGUCGGCAUGAAGCGUCACAUUUUGGCCGGCAAGACUUGACAUGUCCAUCAUGCCAUGCGCAGUUUACCCGACGAGACCUCGCUCGACGCCACUUGUCAAACUGCUCUUCUGCUCAAGGCAAUGACGUGAAUUUACCCACAUUGAGGCGCGGCAGAAAGCGGCUUUCAUGUGAUGCAUGUUCGCAGCGGAAGGUGUCAUGCGAUACCAAGACGCAGUGUGCGCGUUGUCGCAUUAGUGGCGCGGUGUGUACGUAUAAGCGGCUGGACGGCGUUUCUUUGGGCGUUACUUCAUCCGUCGGAAGGAGCCAUAACGCCAAUGAAAGCAAUGCCAACGGACAGCGCGUGGGCAUCUCCAUCGACUUCCUCCUCAAUUUCACGAAUCCCUCAGGCUAUCGCCCAUCCGCUGCCAUCGCCGCUGAAGCUGCUGAGCUGGACGACCAGGAUGGCGUGACGCUCGCACAACCAGACACACAUGACCAAGACAUGGCGCACGACCAGUCAUUCUUCGAGUUCGCUGACAUCCCCUCCGUAUUCUUUGGUUUCCCAUUUCUGGUGUCAGGGAGAGAAUACGAUUAUCAAUCUCUGAUCAAAAACGAUAGUCUAACACCUGAACUGGAAGAUGCGUACGCCUUGGAAGUCCGUGUGAGAGAGAUGCUACAGCAGUUGUCUGCUAAGCACAUCUCGAUGCUUGAAUGCAAUGAUGCAUUUGAUGCGACAUUUGACUAUCAACUUGCGGAAGCCGUCUUCACAGUCAGGAACGUGCGGCACUUUGUGUGGGCUUUCUUCCGCUACUUUCACUACUCUUUUCCUAUUUUGCACAAUCCGACGUUCGAUAUACAAACAGUAUCUUUUCCGCUUUUACUCACGCUUGUCUUGUUCGGGUCGAUGACGGCUUUAGAGUCGGAUGCUUCCAUUGGGAUACGAAGGUUCUCACACGUUGCAGAGGCAUAUAUAUUUGAUCAAUUGGUAUCACGGCAGAUGUUGCAAGCUGAUCAAUCGGUAUUGGUUGAUGAUGAGCAUCUUCAGCUGUUGCAAGCAGGUCUAUUGUUCUUGGUCUUUCUGAACAACAGUAACGAAAUCGUCACAAGACGGCGAAUCCGCCUUCAGCGAAUUCCGUCGCUGGUGACAGCGGUGCGAGCUUCAGGCUUGUUUGCGCACAAACAAAACCACAUCGUUCCCGGUCAACAUGAGUAUGACUGGCAAGGUUUCAUCAACGAUGAGAUGCGAUUGAGAUUGGGUAUGUGGACCUGCUUCUUCGAUACCACCCUCUCCAUAUUUUUCAACAAUACCCCACAAGUUGCCAUCUGUGAGACGACAGGUGGUCUGCCCUGCGAGGAGACUCUGUUCAGAGCUGAGACCGCCGCCGACUUCGCGCGCCUUGCAUCGCUUCAGCUUCCGCGACCACGAGCGGAUACAUUACCCGAGCUCAUGUCAAGUGUGCUUCUUUGUCCUGUUUCAAGGCAUGCGGAUGAACGGAAAGAGCGCGUUUCACCACUUAACAUGCUGAUACUUAUCUGCGCACUGCUAUCUAUCGUCAUGACAUCCAGGAUGAGUCUCCUCACGUCUAUAAGCACAGAGCCGAUGCUUCAGGCCAUCGACCGAUGGAAGGCUCUCUGGGAUGUGGUGAGCAAAGACAGCGAAGGAGGAAACUUGCCCAAUCUGAGGUUCGAGAAGCACGCCGUAGAUUACUGGUGGCUUACGAAGACUCUCCUGAGGGUGUCAAAGUCGGGUGACAGGAGUUGUCGGUAUAUGCAGCCUGUGCCUUGUGAUUCGGCGCAGGACUUGCAUGAUUUUGUCAGGAGGUAUAAGGAUUUUGUUUUGUAGGCAGUGUUGCGCUCAGAUACAGUCAAAUACGUUAUCACACAGUCGGUCGAGC